AUGGAGUCGCCUCCCGACGACGACGCCGCCCCCGCGUCUUCCGAUGCGGCGCUCCUCCCGGUCGGCCACCCGGUCCGCGUCAAGCGCGCGGGCGAGUGGCUCGACGAAUGGGCCGAGAUUCUCGCCGUGAAGUCCCCGCCGAUCGCGGAGUCCCCCGUCGCGCGUUACGACGUCCUCGUCAAGCCCAUGAUAGACGUCACGACCGUGUCCGACGAGCGCGGCCCGGGCGUGAGGGACGGCGACGGGAACUACUUCAGGCUGCACACCGUGUGGUACGUGAUCACGGACAAGCCGUACCCCGACGAGGUCGUCGAGCUGACCCCCGAGACCGACCCGGACGCGGAGACGAAGAUCAGGGCGUAUCAGAAAAAGUACGAGCAGGAUGGGUUCAUGCGCAAGCUGUACGCGGACGAGAAGCGGCGCACGAGCGAGGUGACCGUCAGGGCGCUGAUGAACGCGGACGUGGAGAGAGUCGCGGCCGCGGGUCCGGGCCGCGUGGACGAGGUCUCCGUCCCCGUGGACGUGAACCUGUAUUGGAUGAAGCCCGUGCUCGAGGUGAUGACGAAAUAUCGUCCCACCGUAGCGAAGGGCAUGACCGCGGGCUGGCACAAGCCCGUGACGUUCUUCUUUCACACCGACAAGUCGCGCGAGGCGAUGAAAAAUAACUACGAGAAGGUGCUCAUGCCCUCGUUCAGGGAGGGGCUCGCGCCGCCCGGCGGAAAGCCUCUCCACGGAGGCAAGCUGUACUUGGACGGCAAGCUCCUCGCCGAGGAUCCGGAAAAGUGCGGAUUCCCCGGGUACUGCUACGAGUACCAGCACGUGUGCGUAUGGGCCGUGGACGAGCAGGUCCCUUUCGUGUUCGUCCCCGCGGGGCAGAACUACGACGCGGAGGCGUGGAAGGCGGUGUAUCACGGCAGGCGCGAGCCGCCGGCGAGGGGAUGCAUGGACGCGUGCGUCGCGAUGUAG
Messenger RNA from Micromonas pusilla CCMP1545, 966 nucleotides. RefSeq lists its product as uncharacterized. The record is from RefSeq and is a predicted model, not a curated record. The transcript has a single exon. NCBI's taxonomy places the organism in Eukaryota, Viridiplantae, Chlorophyta, Mamiellophyceae, Mamiellales, Mamiellaceae. The coding region runs from base 1 to 966 and encodes 321 amino acids.